Octopus bimaculoides (California two-spot octopus) is the source of this 1772-nucleotide messenger RNA. RefSeq names its product protocadherin beta-16-like. Gene Ontology annotation, cellular component: plasma membrane. The record is from RefSeq and is a predicted model, not a curated record. NCBI's taxonomy places the organism in Eukaryota, Metazoa, Mollusca, Cephalopoda, Octopoda, Octopodidae. Gene Ontology annotation, molecular function: calcium ion binding. Gene Ontology annotation, biological process: homophilic cell-cell adhesion.
UCUUAUAUAAAUAUACACAAACUCACACAUAUAAGCAUAAACAUAUAGACAUUCACACAGACACAAAUAUAGAUAUACACAAAUACACAAGCACACACACAAACAUACAAACACACCAACAAACAGAAACACAUACACACACAAACACAAACAAACACACACACAAGCACAUACACAGGCACACACACUCCCCCAUCCCUUCUCUUUCCAGUGAAAAAUUGCUGAGAUGAGAUUGUAUUUGUAAAGUCAGCAGUUUUUUUGCAGCGUGUACGAGGAGCCAGCUGCACAGAGGACAGCUGAAGUGUAUGGGACAACAGAUGCACAUUAUAGAAACACAGCUGCACUAUAUUCAAGACAACAGGAACUAUAGAUGCAGUUUGAGCAAUAGAACUUCAAGGUAAAACAGCUUCACGGAGUAGCGCAAAGUUUGGUGCAUUUCACUGCAGAGGGGUGCACCACAUGAAAGUUUGUUGCAGGUUAUUUGAGUUAAGUGCAGUGCGUGCAAGUUAAACACAACAUGUGCACAUUUUCCAGCUUGUGUUUAGAAAUGGUGCAGUGUCCAGCAUAGAGCUGCAACACACAUACAUAGAUAUAUACAUACAUACACACACACAUAUAUAUAUAUACAUACAGGAUUUGGCAGGUGCAUUAUCUGAGGAACAGAUGCAGUGUUUGCAUACAUGUGGACAUUAUUAUACAUUGAUGCACAAAUUAAUUGCAAGAGCUACAGUGAAUGCAGAAUUUCCUGUGUUUUCAUGCUGCAACACGCUAUAAUGCAUAUAUGUAAGAUUUGGUUGAUUCAUCCAUCAGACCAUUGCUGAUGCUGAAGAUGCUGCUGUUGUUGAUGGUGACAGUGAUGACAAUGACUAGUUUUGAUGAAGAUAAAGAUGACAGAAACACCCAGAUUCCGCAUCUUACUGCAACUGGUCACAGUCUUGAUUUAUCUCAAUGGUUCCUUGUGUGUAGACAUCAGCUACCACGUGGAGGAAGAACAGAGAGAAGGAACCUAUGUCAGUGAUAUUGCUGCAGACUUCCUGUUAAUGAGUGACUCUUCAUUAAAACAUUCCAGUUUGAUAUCGUUUAAUCAAUUACAAAAAGGUGCUGGUGGCGAAAUGGAACUGUUUAAUGUAACAAAACGAGGCAAGCUGUACACUGCACACAGGCUGGAUGCUGAGGAACUGUGCACAGUGAAGAAGGAGUGCAGCAGAAUUAUCAAAGUGGCAGUGCAGUUGUCUGAGAGAUCCAGUACCCAAUACAUGAACAUUUUAAAAGUCAAGAUCAUUAUUGAUGACAUUAAUGACCAUCAACCAAUGUUUCCUACAAGAGAACUUGAUCUUCAUUUCACAGAGAGAGAUGGUAAAGGAGUGAUGCUAGCUGUGCCAAAUGCCAUUGAUAGAGAUGUUGGAGUUAUGAAUUCAAAGAUAUCAUAUCAGUUAAGAAAUAAACCAGACUUACCAUUCACAUUGUCUGCAAGGAAAACCAUUACUGGUAGUUCUGAACUGGGAAUCAUUUUGGCAAGGAAAUUAGACAGGGAGGUAAAAGAUUCUUAUAAUCUACAAGUUAUUGCCAAAGAUGGAGGCUAUCCAUCGAAACAAGGUGUUUUAGAUGUGCACAUAUCUGUCAUAGACUUAAAUGAUAAUUCACCAGUAUUUAAUAAAGAUAUUUAUAACAUCUCAGUAAGGAACACGCAUCAAAGAAACAGGCCAAUUGCAAUGGUGUCUUCCAGUGUUGUCAGCCACAACUACUGUGUCUUUGAGUGUGACAGUCAGUAA